Messenger RNA from Athalia rosae (coleseed sawfly), 4780 nucleotides. RefSeq names its product chaoptin (gene chp). Gene Ontology annotation, cellular component: plasma membrane. Gene Ontology annotation, molecular function: protein binding. The record is from RefSeq and is a predicted model, not a curated record. The transcript is spliced from 17 exons. Lineage: Eukaryota; Metazoa; Arthropoda; Insecta; Hymenoptera; Athaliidae. The coding region runs from base 75 to 3929 and encodes 1284 amino acids.
UCCAAUGGCCCACAUCCAACUUUAUUCCAGAGUCAGUCGACCCUCUUCAAUUCCAACUACAGUGUACUAAAAGAAUGAAUCUGGGAACAUUUAUAAAGAUGGGAUACAUCAUGCUAAUUAUUACGUUAGUUUUAAUGUUCUGGGCAUCGAUGGUCAGGAUGCACGAAAUCCAAGUGCAGUAUCCACCGUGUUUUUUCAAUCCAUUAUGUAGUUGCUCCAAAGCUAUUCCUGAUCUGGGCAUUGUUUCUUGCAACAAUGUUCCAAUGCCGAAAAUCCCUCAGCCCAUUAAUUCGUCCAAAGUAUUCAUACUUAAACUUGAAAAUAAUGGAUUGCGUUCUCUGCAACCGCAAUUUUUAAUCAAUACAGGCCUUUACAAACUACAAAUCAAGCAUAAUCUUUUGUCCGACAUACCGGACGAAGCAUUCUUAGGGCUUGAGAGAUCAUUGUGGGAACUAGAGCUUCAAUAUAAUCAAUUGAUUUAUGUACCUAGCAGGUCUUUCAGACACCUGCAGAGAUUACGGCUUCUGGAUUUAACAGCAAACCGAAUAUCCGAAAUUGCGCCUGAGAAUUGGCGGGGUUUAAAUAAUUCGCUUCAAACCCUUAGACUGGGUAAAAAUUUCCUCGAUAGACUUCCGGCGAACGCAUUUAGUGGCUUAUCAUCCCUAGAAGUUCUAGACCUUCAUGGGAACAGCCUGUUGGAAAUUGAUUCAACAGUUUUUAGAGAUGGAAUUGAUUUUCUCACGCACCUAUAUUUGAACGAUAAUCAACUGAAUCAUGUACCAUAUUCUCAACUUUCAACACUUAAACACCUCCGAUACUUAGAUUUAAGUCACAAUAGAAUAUCAAAAAUGUUGGAUCCACAUGUCGAAAAUGAAAUUCGUGGGCUACAAAUGUCUUUGGAUAUACUGCGUCUGGAAUACAACCAAAUCAAUAUACUCAUACCAGGAGCAUUUCAGCAUUUUCGUAGAGUAAAUAAAACUUACCUCGAUGGUAAUCCACUGACUGUCAUAGAGGAAGGAGCUUUCAAAGAUUCGAAAAUACGUGAACUUUACUUGGGUGAUUGUAAUCUGAUGGAAGUAUCUUCCCCUGUACUUUUUGGGCUAGAAUCUUCUCUAGAGUUAUUGGAUUUGACUGGCAACAAUAUCACAGACCUUCCUACGCAUCUUUUCAGAGACUUUGACUAUUUGAGAACGUUCAUAUUUCGAGAAAAUAAAGUUGAUGCUUUUACACCAGGAGAAGUAUUCAAUGAUUUCCAGUAUUCACUUUAUAAUUUGGAUGUAAGUGGGAAAAAAAAUCGCAUAAUUUCCGUACAAAGUUUAAAAGAAAUGAGGAAUCUACGCUUCAUAUCUUUAUCUCGAAUGCCAAAGUCAUCGUUAUCUCCGGAAGAUUUUCUCGAAUUCGGAAUGGAUUUGAAAGAACUCAGAAUAGUCCAGAGUAACUUGGACACUAUAAAAAGUCAUGCAUUCAAACAUGUACGAGGCAUAAAAUAUCUUGAUUUUUCCGAAAAUUCAAUAUCCACUAUCGAGGAGGAUGCGUUUGCGGAAGUCGGACAUUCACUUUUAACGCUACAAAUGUCCCACGGUCUGUCUUCGUCGGUAUCAAAUCUUCCAGCCGGCCCAUUAAAGUCAUUGACAAAUUUACAGCACCUCGAUUUCAGUAAUAAUCACAUACAGAAUAUGCCCGAGACAGCUUUUCAUUUUCUGAAACGAAUCAGACGCAUCGAUUUGCAAGAUAAUAAAAUACAAAGUAUCCAAAAAGGGACCUUCCAGGGAGAUAUUCAUUCGAUUCUGGAUGAAGUAAAUUUGGCAUUUAACGAAAUUAAAUACGUUGGAACUCAUAGCUUCAUGGAUCUCCCCUCACUUACCAUUUUGAAUUUGCAAGACAACGCCAUUGACAGAAUUGAACGACGAGCAUUUAUGAAUAUGAACCGAUUAAAAUACAUCAAUCUUCGAGGUAACAAGAUCAAGGAUAUAACAGACGAAGCUUUCCAGAAUUUACCCGACAUUGAAUUAAUUGAUUUGGCAUACAACGAAUUAAACGAAUUAGAUUUUAUGUCUCUAGACCAAGUGGGAACUUUGUCAUCGUUCAAAGUGAAUGCCAGUCACAAUAAAAUCGAAAAAUUAUGGAUAAACAGCACAACUUUUACACCCCCAACAAAUAUUGGUGGAAACGUCCAAUCGAACAUAAAAGUCUUGGAUUUAAGUUGGAAUAAUAUCUCUGAUAUAAUGAGGUACUAUUUCAGACCCGUAGAAUUUUCACUGACACAUCUUCAUCUUAGCCACAACAAGCUUGCGAACGUAACUCAAAAUGUUUUUGGAAAUAUGCCUCAUCUCCAAUGGUUAGAUUUGAGUUACAAUCAACUAAUGGACAUAAAUUUUGAUUGCUUCAAAAAUUCAAGGAACCUUCAGAUUCUGUCGAUGGCUUGGAACGACAUAUCCGAAAUUCCGGUGGAAGCUUUCAGACCUUUGAAAAAAUUACGUAUAAUCGACUUGUCACACAAUAAAUUGCGGUCAUUGCCGGAUAACUUGUUUACCGAAGGAAGUUUGGAGAGCUUAGAUCUUUCUCAUAAUCAAUUUAUGCGUCUGCCAAUGAAGACCAUGUCCCCAUCCGCGGCGGCAUCUUUAUCCAAAUUAGACAUGUCAUGGAAUGUUUUAGCUGGUUUGCACAAUACUGACGCCGUAUUUAGAUUUAGGGACAUAUCGUGGAUCGAUUUAUCAUAUAACAGACUGGUGAGACUUGACGAUGGAGUAUUUUCCGAACUUUCUAUGUUGACGUAUCUUGAUCUGAGUCAUAAUAAAGAAAUAAUUUUGGAAGCACACGGAAGAACUUUUCACGGCUUAGAGGAUACGCUGUUGACACUCGGGCUCAGUAACAUGUCACUUUAUAUGGUUCCAGAACUUCCUCUUCAUCGUUUGAGAACUUUACAUUUGGGGCAUAACAGGCUUUCAUCUAUUCCGUCAGACAUGGCUGCGAAUAUGACUUCGCUACGUUAUUUGGAUUUGAGUUAUAACGAUUUAACUGCUGUGCCGUUAAUAACUCAUACACUUCCUGAACUUAGAUCGUUGAAUCUUGCUGGAAAUCCUAUCACUACUAUAUCUAACACGAGUUUUCUGGGUCUAGCUGAUAGUCUGGAAGAGCUUGAAAUACGAAGAUUACCUCUCGAUGUAUUUGAAGCAGGAGCAUUGUGCAAAGCUGUGAAACUUCGUAGUUUACACAUAUCAGCGUUUAAAAAUGUUAAAAAUUUCAACUUGCCAACUAUUCUAGACUACAAUCACGGUCUUAGAAGCUUGCACGUUGAGGUGACUCAUGACACUAAUUUGGAAAAAGAAAUGAAGGGCAAAUUUCCAGCGAAAUUGUACAACAUGACUCUAAGUGGAUUAGGUCUGACAAUGAUACACAAAAAUAUAUUCGAAGGCAUAAGAAACUCUCAACUGCACUUUACACUGUACAAUACAAGUGUAAAAGUCGUACCUCGUGAAUUAUUUACUAACGCUGGUAAUGCGAAGAACAUAUCGAUUAAUUUGAACGAUAAUACCGUAGGAUCAAUAGGAAAUCCUUCAUCUGGUUAUAAACCAGGUGUUCCAGGGAAAUCCUUUCUCCGAAAACUUCGAUUAGCCGGGAGUCAUCUUAACUGUGAUUGUGAUAUCGGAUGGGUAGAGAUGUGGCAACGAAAACAGAGGCAAUAUUACGAGGACGAAUGUGGCACGUAUUCGGAUCAUAUUUCCGCACCAGACGAGGAGGAUAAAUAUAAUUGUUGGGACAAUGGAUGGGACGAUGAUCUACGUGAGACUUUUUGCUUGAAUAAAAAUAACAUUUCUCUUUUAGAAGCCUUGAAAACUGACCUUGAAUGCGGUUGGGGUUCCGCUGAUUCGCCAGUAUUGACGAACAUUGUAGUGUUCUUUUCAAUUCUUGUAGUACGUGUAUUUUAAAUUUCAUCUUAUGUAAAAGCACUGAGUCAUGCACUAGGCGACUAAAUCGUAUCAGAGAAAAAAAUUAUUAUUGAUUAUUAUCAUUAUUGUUAUUAUUAUUGGUUUUUCAUUAACAAAUUAUAUCCGUAUCGACGUCGUAUUUGUUUAUGUAUAAUAGAUGAAAUUAUUUACAUCGGUAUAAGUCGGGACACCGUCCACCGCUAUUUCGUUUGAAUAUAUUCGAGGAAGUAGAUUAUAAUGUAAAAUUAAGUCACUCGUCUUUUAUAAGCAUGAAUGAAAACGAAUAUGAUAUUACCUUAAUUAUUAAAUUCUGCGAAUCUCGAUGCAAGUCCAGUCUACAGUGAGCUCAUUUUCAGCAAUCAGCACCAAUUAAAUACGUCCCAAUUCAUUCACUAGAAUCACAUUUGACUAGAUACUACGGUUCCAAGACAUACCCAUAUUAUUGGGGGCCAUAUGAAAAUUAUAGAAAGAAAAAACAUACAUAGAAAAUUAUCCAUAUUUUAAAUAUUAGCUUGUCAGCACAAUGUUAUCGGUAUAUGACGCAGAAGCUGUUGGAAAAUGAAUUUUGGAUUCAAAAAAUAACAAAUAAUAAUUAGAGGUAAAUGCAUUGGAAAUUUCAAUUACAAUAUAGAUGUUUAGGUAAACUAAUUACAAUAAUCAUAACAACGUAAUAUCUUUAGAAAAAUUAGGCAAUAUGCAAUGAGAAUAUGCAUUACAAUAAAUAGACAGUUUUUGGUAAUUGAAAAAACAUCUAUUAUAUUUACAAAAUGAAUAUUAAAAAUUGUCACAAAAUACAUGUAUAAAAUAAAAUACCCUUCAAUGGUGCAAAUAAAAUACAUACAAAAAUAAAA